Trypanosoma rangeli is the source of this 1554-nucleotide messenger RNA. Its product is annotated as oxidoreductase. Gene Ontology annotation, molecular function: oxidoreductase activity, acting on the CH-CH group of donors. The coding region runs from base 1 to 1554 and encodes 517 amino acids. The record is from RefSeq and is a predicted model, not a curated record. Lineage: Eukaryota; Euglenozoa; Kinetoplastea; Trypanosomatida; Trypanosomatidae. The transcript has a single exon.
AUGCGUCGUGUGCUGCUUUUCCGCAAUCGCGUGGACUUCGUGGCAACGCUCAUCCAGCAGGGACGACUUGCGGAUAUGUUGAUGCUGCACCAUUUCUCGUCGCAGGGGACGCAGGCGGCUCACGCAGGCAACGCAGUUGAAGGAAGCAGCGGCAGCGGGACCAACGUGUCAGUGGCUGGAGACGCACGUCGGGCGUUGUUGGCAAAGAGUGAGGCUGUACGAGCAAAGGCAAUGGCACUGCCCUGCAUGGGUUGGUUGGAGGACGCCUAUGGGGUGGGAGAGUGGUGCGCCCUCUCAGAAUCGCAGGACAUGGUGCGAGCUGUGGUGAGCGCCAACGACCCCACCCGUGCUACGUUGCGUGGGACGUUCCUUGCAUUGGUGCAGGAGGGCCGUUCCCCGGCAUCUGUGCGGCUUGCCGCGUCGAAGGAAAGCGGGGAAGCCCUACUUUUGACGGUGCCGUUGGAGCAGUCCGGUGAAAAGGUGCGCAGCAGCAUCGUUGGCGGCGGGCUCCGUACCGUGACGCUGAACGAGGCGGAGGCGUCGGUCGUUUCAGACGCCGCUACCGCUGUGGACGCCUUUGCCGCUGAGCAGAACAUUAUCUCGGCCGCGGUGUGCAGAGGCAUCCUCGGCAAACUGGAGGAAAUCUGCGCUCUGCAUGCCACCCACACGAUGCGCUACGAUGCCCUGCUAGUCCGCAACCCAGCUGUGCAAAAGCGACUCUCGCAGCUGGUAUGCGCUCGCUUCAGUCUAGAGGCGCUGAGUUCGUUUGUCGCUACUGCUGCCGUGGAUGAGCCCCUGCCGCUGGUGGAGUCCGUCGCGCUUCGCAUACACGCGAAGCACGCGCUCUCCGCAGGGAUAAGGCACGCGCGCGACGUCAUUCACGGUACAGCGAUGCUAAAGGCCAGCCCGCACCGCUCGAAGCCAGAGCGUCUCAUAGACUACCCCUACGCGAGGCAGCUGUUUGACGCAGAGCUCGAUGUCAUUUCGAGUCUCGGAGGUUCCUGCGAGGCGGCGAUGCGACGGUCCUUCACACCACUCUUGGCGCACUCGCAGGCGCAAGUGUCCAUGGGGGUGCAGAGCUCAAUGGCGGCGGUGCUUGUCGGGGGCAGUAGUGUGAGUGUCAACCUGGCCGCUCCGCACGUGAACCUGCGCGUGAGCGCCGCAUCUCUGGAGGAGGACAUCACCACGCUGCUUCAACGCGUUCAAGAGCAGAAAAAACGCACGGACCCGCUCUUUGUGAAGGCUGUGGCGCAGUACUCGGCGGAGGUCUUUGCAAACACGGCCGUUGUGUACCGAGCCACAGGCUCCCUCACGCGCGAAGACGACGCCGCCCCACGCGAUUGGCUGCUCACGCAGGCCUUCUGUGCUGACUCCCGUACGCGUCGUUCGGCGAUUCUCCGUGACUGGGAAAUGUCGAGUGCGGCGCGAAAAGCCGUCGGCAAAGCGGCUGACCUCAGCGGCUGCACAACGCACCCUGUAGAGCUCGCGAACGCAGAGCCUGUUCGGAAGUCGCAAGCGCCACCAAAAGCUACCGCGAGGCGCGAGGCGCAAUAG